ACACAAAUGGCGACUCGAGAGGGAGGAAAUUCGCUAGUAGACCAAUUUAUUGCAAUAACAGGUGCUGACAAGGUUGUAGCAGAGCGAUUACUGGAAGCAUGUAACGGCAACUUAGAGAUGGCCAUUGGCAUGCAUAUAGAUGGUGCUGCAGGACAAGAGGAGCCGGUACCAACACCUGGCACAAGUAGUCGAGUCUCAUCAGCACCAAUUCAAGAUGACGAAGAUGACAUCAGAGCACCAGAUCCACAGAAGCAUGAAGUUCUUGUGCACGAAUCCUACAGCUUUGGUUUCCGAGGACGUCGAAGAACUACAAGAUCUGUGUUUGAUGGAUUCAGGGAUUUUCAGGCAGAAGCCAGGCAGCAAGAACUAAUGCAGGAUGAGGGGAAGGUGCAUAAGAGAAAAACUCUGGAAGAUCUUUUCCGUCCACCUAUUGAUCUGGUCUUCAAAGGAACAUUCCAUGCUGCCAAGGAAUAUGGCAGCACCAAUAACAAGUGGCUGAUGGUGAACAUACAGAAUGUCCAGGAGUUCUCCUGCCAGGCGCUGAACAGAGAUGUGUGGAGUCAUGCUGCUGUGAAAACUAUCAUACAGGAACACUUUGUUUUCUGGCAGGUAUACCAUGACAGUGAAGAGGGGCAGAAGUUUAUCAGGUUUUAUCCAGUGGACAAGUGGCCAUAUAUUGCUAUCUUAGACCCUCAGACAGGUGAGAAGAUGGUGGUGUGGAGUAAAGUGGACCAUGUUUCCUUCUGUGAUAUAGUCACAGAUUUCCUGACACACCACCCAUCUCCAGAUGGCAGUACAGCCACGUCUCCUGCCAAGACAGUCCAACGCAGUGACAGCAUCAUUGAUGCCAGUGAAGACUCCCAGAUGGCAGCAGCUAUCCAAGCAUCUUUAAAGUCUAAUCAAGACAGGCCAUCCAAAAAUACCAAAAGCAGCCCAUCAACAGUGACAUUAGACUCAGACUCAGAUUCUCAGGAAUUUAGUGGCUCCGAACUGGAAACUUUCUCAGACUCUGACGUUGAAGAUUCAACUCCCAUGAUAAAAAGUGGGAAAGAGGAAACAAAGUGUUCAAAAAAAGACAAAACCACUUCUAACCCGGACGGAAUCUCAAAUGGGGUUAAUAGUGUGAGGAAAGGGAAAGUUAAAGACACACAGGACUCUCAAUCUGGAGAAACAGAAAACAGGAAAAGAAAAAGUUCCUCGGACUUUAUUGGAAGUGCAGAGAAAAGGAUGAAAGAAUCUCAGAGUAGUAAACCUGAAAGAUGGAAAGAUUUCUUGGGACCUGACACAGACCCUCCUUCCAAAGUAAUUGUAAGGUUUCCUGAGAACAAAAGGGAGACCUUUGAAGUCCCGUGUUCAUCUAAACUCAGGGCCCUGGUGCUAUUUGUGGAAGAGCACGGCUUUCCAAACGAGCGAUAUGAGAUGGUGACAACAUUUCCUAGGAAGAAAAUAUCGCACAUGGACUUUGACGACACUUUGAAACAGUGUGGUCUUUUCCCUCAGGAGACUGUGUUUGUACAGGGAAGAUCUUAGUUACAGUUACCUAGGAAACUGUUUGUAUAGGGAAUAUACCAUAGUUACAGUUACCUAGGAAACUGUUUGUACAGGGAAGACCAUAGUUACAGUUACCUAGGAGACUGUGUUUGUACAGGGAAGACCAUAGUUACAGUUACCUAGGAGACCGUUUAUAGAGAAUAUCAUGUGUCUCAGAGAUCAUAGAUAUGGUGCCAGAUGACCUUCUUUUUUAAUAUUUCCUAUGAACUAAGAUUUAGGAUUUAACUGUUGAUAUCAUUUUAAGAUUAUAGUUCUUAAGCAUUUGUAUGUAAAAGCUGUUUUGUAUGACGAAUAUCAUAUCAGGAAUAUUGUAUAUACUUUUCAACCAUAGUUAUAACUUGAUAUGUUGUCCUUGUAUAUAGUUAAAUUUCAAAAUGUAUAGAUUACUGCAUAGUUUAGUUGAGGUUAGUUUAGGUUAGUAAAGAGGUACACGAUGCUUUCAGAGGCAUUAAGACAGGUCACACCUGCAAAAAAGUGAUGUUUCUGCCUCCUUUGGUUUGUUAGUUUUAUCCAAAAAAGAUACGAAUGGAGUUAAGUAAAAUUUUCAAUUUCGAUUAGAAAUGUCAGAUAGAUCUUGGUGAAGAUCAAUCCAUUAAUCAGUUAGUAAUGAGGAUGUAGCCUCUUUGGCAGAGGUCUGCGUUGUACCAUUUUUUUUUUUUUUUUUUAGUUUUUGCAGUUUUUCUGAUUCUUAUAUUACCUCACCUUGAUUCUGCUCAGAAGUUUUAUUAACAUUUUCAGCCUCUUCUGGUUUGGCGGAGGGUGCCUUCAGAACCAGUUGAUCCGAAGACUAACUAGUCCGUGGAUCAAAUUUGAUGUGACCCACUUGAAAGCGAGCAAAUAUUCAAUUGCUAUUCCCCUAUAUAUUUUAUAUGGGACGGCAAGCAUGGGAGGCAGGAAUCCACUGUUAAGUGCACGCCAUAUUUGAUAUGGGGUCUAAUUAGUCAUCGGAGCAACUUGGUUGUGAAUGCGACCAAAGAGUCAUAAUAAGUAUCAAGCAUAACCUAACAGAUCAUUUUAUUAAAUGAGGAUCGAAAAAGAAAUUUUUUUAUUGUUCCCUCUACCCCCUUUUGGCAGAAAGCUUAAUAUAAUUUGUUAUAUAUAUGUAUAU
Lingula anatina is the source of this 2659-nucleotide messenger RNA. RefSeq names its product UBX domain-containing protein 7-like. Lineage: Eukaryota; Metazoa; Brachiopoda; Lingulata; Lingulida; Lingulidae. The record is from RefSeq and is a predicted model, not a curated record. Gene Ontology annotation, biological process: proteasome-mediated ubiquitin-dependent protein catabolic process. Gene Ontology annotation, molecular function: ubiquitin binding. Gene Ontology annotation, cellular component: nucleus.